Molecule: messenger RNA, 1320 nt
Organism: Emericellopsis atlantica
Lineage: Eukaryota; Fungi; Ascomycota; Sordariomycetes; Hypocreales; Bionectriaceae
Product: Sodium/calcium exchanger protein-domain-containing protein
Exons: 4
Coding region: 1-1320 (439 amino acids)
Biological process (GO): calcium ion transmembrane transport; intracellular calcium ion homeostasis
Cellular component (GO): fungal-type vacuole membrane
Molecular function (GO): calcium:proton antiporter activity
Source: RefSeq, a predicted model, not a curated record
AUGGGUGAUGAUCAACAUCGACAACAGCAGCAGCAGCAAGAGCUUCCCGCCCCAACGACCUACGAUCGCUUCCUCAAACGGCACCAGAAUACAAAUGAAAAACAGUCCCGACUGGCCUUGAACCCGGAGGGCGAAAGCGGGCGACGAGGCUUCCAUCCCGGCCACUUCUUCCGCAUCAACUUUAGGUCGACCAGUCGAGCCAGCACUCUCUGCAAUAUUCUGUGGCCAUUUGUGCCUGCGGCGCUGGCUGUGCGAUAUACCAUGGAGGAGCGACACAUUCUCAUCUUCACGCUGGCGUAUAUCGCCAUGGUUCCGUGCGCCAAUCUCAUUGGCUUUGCUGGGCAGGAACUGGCGCAGAAGCUGCCGCGUGUCAUUGGCAUGUUGACCGAGAUUACCUUGGGCUCCGUGGUCGAGAUUGUGCUGUUCAUCGUCCUGCUGUCCAAGGAUUACUUUAGCGUCAUCAAGGCUGCUAUCCUCGGUUCCAUACUCGCCACGAUGCUGCUGUGUCUCGGAUUCUGCUUCUUUGUUGGUGGUGUCGGCCGUACUGAGCAGACGUUUGGCGGAACCAUCAGCGAGAACGGUCAUGGCCUUCUCUUCCUAGCGGGCGUCUCACUCGCCGUGCCUACCGUCUUUGGCCAGGGCAUCUUCGAGGCCAACCUCAGCAACGUCGAGCUCGAUGAUCGCACCCUCCAGAUCUCCCGCAUCAUCUCCGUCCUCCUCAUCAUCGCCUAUGCCGCCUACCUCUUCUUCACUGUGACCACCCACCACGGCCUCUACGACGCCCAAUUCGCCUACGACGAGCACCGCGACGCCGACAAGCACGAGGACGCGCAAAAGGCCAAGCUCACCAUGACCGAAUGCAUCAUCUCUCUCCUCAUCGCCAUCCCGCUCGUCGCCAUCAUCGCCAUCACCCUCGUGCUGCAGAUCGAGCACGUCAUCGAGGUCUCCAACGUGAGCGACGCCUUUAUGGGCCUCAUCCUCGUGCCCCUCGUCGAGAAGUUUGCCGAGCACCUGACCGCCAUUGACGAGGCGUUCGACAACCAGAUGAACCUCGCGCUGUCGCAUGUCCUGGGGGCCACGAUUCAGACCACGUUGUUCAAUGCACCGCUGACGGUGGUCGUUGCCUGGGGCCUGGGCAAACAGAUGGAUCUCAACUUUGACAUUUUCAACCUCGUCAUGCUGAUCUUGUCUAUUCUUACUGUCGGGAGGUUCCUGCAGGACGGUAAGAGCAAUUAUCUCGAGGGGCUGUUGCUGGUCUUGCUGUACAUUGCCGUUGCUGUGUCGGCUUGGUACUACCCCAAUCCGACGGAAGGGCACUGA